Gambusia affinis (western mosquitofish) is the source of this 1393-nucleotide messenger RNA. RefSeq names its product transcription factor Adf-1-like. NCBI's taxonomy places the organism in Eukaryota, Metazoa, Chordata, Actinopteri, Cyprinodontiformes, Poeciliidae. The transcript is spliced from 2 exons. Gene Ontology annotation, biological process: regulation of transcription by RNA polymerase II. The record is from RefSeq and is a predicted model, not a curated record. Gene Ontology annotation, molecular function: DNA binding. Bases 96 to 773 code for a protein of 225 amino acids. Gene Ontology annotation, cellular component: nucleus; transcription regulator complex.
UAAAACAAAACACUUAUUUUGAAUUCGCUUGAACGUCGUACUUCCGUCUGACGGUGAAGCUGGAGGUCGUCUCGUCCGAGCGAAAGGACGUCGCGAUGAACGCAACCGAAGAGAAGCUGGCGGAGCUCGUGCGCCAUCACCCGAACCUGUACGACCAGUCGCGCGGGGACUACCGAAACAGCGUGAAGGGACACCUGGCGUGGAAAGAGAUAGGCGCCGCGAUGGGUAAAUCCGAGGAAGAAGUGAAGCUGCUGUGGAAAAACCUGCGCGAUAAGUUCUGUAAAGCGAGGAAGCGGCUGGUGCGGAGACAGUUCCCCCAGCAGGACGAAAGCGACCUCCCGUGGGAGGUGCAGGUCCCGGGGCUGUUCAGCCAGAUGGCCUGGCUAACUGCACACGUUAAACUGCGGCCGGAGGUCGGAGGGAGUGUGGCGGACCCGCAGGAGGCAACUGGAAGAGCAGACGAUAUGGAAAAAGAGCAAGAGGAAGACAAGAAGAGGCUGCUUGAGCCCCUCCCAGUUGUCACCACCAGUUUUUCUCUUGCAGAGCCCACUCCAAGCUGCCACCAGAUCAUCGAACCUUCUCCUAAACGCAGAAGACAAGCUCCCGCAGAAACUGGGCCAAGUUCUGCUGAUGCAUUCAGCAAUUUCAGGGAUGAAGACGAACUGUUUUUGCUCAGUCUGCUGCCCUCACUGAAGAGGCUCACCAUUAAAAAAAGGAUGGAGGUCCGGAUGAAGUUCCAGCAGGUGCUUUAUGCUGCAGAGUUUGAGGACUAAAAUCUGGGUCUGGAUCACUACACUAUCUUUGCACUGUCCCCCAGACAGUGGGCUUGUAAAUACAUGUUUAUAAGUUGUUAAGGAUUAUUUUUGUAAUGUUAUUUUUGGUAUUUUUUUACUUCACUAAUCUUCAGAGGCUGGGUUGAAAGGAAGGAAAAACGCUUCACUUUUAUUUACUGAAAAUGCACACAAUCUCAACAUUUAUUUAUGCAACUGCGAGUGUUUUUCUAGUUUUUCAAGAAGUCAUGAAUGAAGGAGUUACAGCAGUCCUGACUCAUUUCCUCAUAGUCAAACAUUUAUUGGAUUAUUUUAUGGUCACAUAAAAAUUAAAGGGAAAAGCACAAAUGCUCCAGUGAAACACUACUUAACCUGCCGCAUUAUAAAGUUUGCUGUGUAUUUUUAUUUCCUCAUAUAAGAGCAGCUUUCACUCAGACAUAUGCAGUGCCUUGCAAUCAUAUUCACAUUUAUCACAUUUAUUCACAACACAAACAUACAUGUAUUUAUUUGAUACAGCAAUCAAAGUGUAAGGAAAAAUUACUUCUUUUUUUUUUCUUUUUCUUUUUUUUUUACCAAUUUUUAUAUUGUAAAUAAAAGUAUGAAAAGCCUGAAAUGCAUUUUCA